AUGGCGGUUCAGGACAGGAGCGUCCUCGUCCUAUACGGAUCCGAGACAGGCAAUGCUCAGGAUAUGGCUGAAGAGCUGGGGCGAGUGUGUCAAAGACUUCAUUUCAAUAGUCGCGUCGAGGAACUCGAUGCAGUAGAUUUAAAUGCUCUUCUCCAGUCCAAGUUUGUGAUAUUCGUUAUAUCAACCACUGGUCAGGGAGAUAUGCCUCACAACUCAUUACUUUUCUGGAAAAGACUACUACGCAAGAAACUGCCACCAGGAUGUUUAGCUUCACUUAACUACACAACUUUUGGACUAGGUGAUAGUACUUAUGUCAAAUUCAACUGGGCAGCUCGGAAGUUGAACAGGCGUCUUGACCAACUCGGUGCUACAACCUUCAUUGAUCCUUUUGAAGCCGAUGAGCAGUUUCCAGAUGGUCUGGAUGGGAGUUUUGUGCGCUGGGCUGAGCGACUUCAUAAUCAUUUCCUCGAGCACCAUCCUCCACCCUCUGGUCUUGAGCCUAUCCCGGAUGAUGUUAUUCUUCCUCCCAAAUGGUCUCUCGAGAAGCCCCUCGAGAAUAGUACAGUUACCAACGGUCACACGUCACCACUAAUUGAAAACGUCCCCCCUUCCUCACCACUCCCCAUCCCUGAUGGCUGGACGGCAACGUUGGUAGGAAACGACAGACUUACACCGGAGAAUCACUGGCAAGAUGUUCGCCUCAUCUCAUUCGAUAUCCCUAAACGAGAUGGUGUCAAGCUUACCUGUGUUCCUGGAGAUUGCCUCACUAUUUACCCCAAAAACUUCCCUGCGGACGCGCAGAGGCUCAUCAACCUCAUGGGAUGGGAAGAUAUUGCUGACAAAACUCUUGAUCUUUCCCAAUGUGAAUCUCUCCCAACAAACCUCUUCAUAGAUCACAAGUGCACAUUGAGAGAUCUACUUUUGAACAACAUCGACUUUACCGCCAUUCCUCGGAGAUCAUUUCUCAAGAACAUGUCCUACUUCUCUACAAACCCAGAUCACAAGGAGCGUCUACUUGAGUUCAACAUGACUGAGUACCUAGACGAAUACUUCGACUACGCCACAAGGUCUAGACGGUCUAUUCUCGAAGUCCUUGAAGAGUUCACAUCCGUCAAACUCCCAGCGGAACGACUCUUUGACAUAUUUCCCCUUAUCCGCGGUCGAGACUUCAGUAUUGCUAAUGGUGGUGUUCACCAGAACCACCCCACAGAUGAGAACAAGACCCGGAUCGAACUCCUCGUUGCACUGGUCAAAUACCGAACAGUCCUUCGCAAACCUCGUGAAGGUCUUUGUUCUCGCUAUCUUGACAACAUUCCUAUCAACUCAACUCUCACAGUCACUCGCAAACCUGUUCUUUCACCAAUUCACGGCGCGCAAAACGCUCAACGUCCUCUGGUGGCCAUUGCCACAGGUACUGGUCUUGCUCCCAUCCGUGCCCUUAUUCACGAGCGCCUCACACAACCAUCACCGGGUCCCAUGCAUCUAUUCUUUGGGAACCGUAAUCGUGAGGCCGAUUACUUUUUCCAGCAAGAGCUCGACGCUCUAGUCCGCGAUAAGCAACUGAAUGUGUUUCUGGCAUUCUCGCGGGAUCAACGAAAUAAAAUUUAUGUACAGGAUCGGCUACGGGAGGAAUCCAAGAGGAUUGAAGAAGUGAUUUUCGAUAACGGAAUAUUCUGCGUCUGCGGUGGCUCAACUAAGAUGGCAGAUGCUGCCAAGAAAGCCGUUUUUGACCCCUUUUCAGAGGACGUGAAAGGUGUUGAAGAGCGCAAGAAGAUGUUGGCUAGUUUGACAUGGUGGCAGGAGAUAUGGUAG
This is a messenger RNA of Fusarium coffeatum, 1812 nucleotides long. RefSeq lists its product as uncharacterized. The transcript is spliced from 4 exons. Gene Ontology annotation, molecular function: flavin adenine dinucleotide binding; NADPH-hemoprotein reductase activity; FMN binding. The record is from RefSeq and is a predicted model, not a curated record. Gene Ontology annotation, cellular component: cytosol. NCBI's taxonomy places the organism in Eukaryota, Fungi, Ascomycota, Sordariomycetes, Hypocreales, Nectriaceae. Bases 1 to 1812 code for a protein of 603 amino acids.